This is a messenger RNA of Jatropha curcas, 1365 nucleotides long. It is a transcript of the gene TIM, whose product is annotated as triosephosphate isomerase. Gene Ontology annotation, cellular component: cytosol. Gene Ontology annotation, molecular function: triose-phosphate isomerase activity. The record is from RefSeq and is a predicted model, not a curated record. Gene Ontology annotation, biological process: glycerol catabolic process; gluconeogenesis; glycolytic process. Lineage: Eukaryota; Viridiplantae; Streptophyta; Magnoliopsida; Malpighiales; Euphorbiaceae.
CAACUUUCGAUAACCCAUAAUAACACAGAGAACGAAACAAACGCAACAACAACACCACAGCUUCAAAGCAAGCGGUAGAGAAAAUAAAAAACAAUAGUCAAAAGGCCAAACAACUCUUCUCUAUAGCCAUGGCCAUGCUUUCUACCUCACUCGCCGGUCCCAAAUCUUCUUAUUGCGCUGCCCCUCAGUUCUCCGGUCUCCGCCGAUCAUGCCCUAAGCUUGAAAGCACUAACUCUCACUCUCUCUCUCAAUCUUUUCUCCGUCAUUUCAAUUCUCAACUUCGCGUUCCUUCUUCUCGCAAACCUUCCGGACACGUCGUGGCCAUGGCCGGCACCGGAACGUUCUUUGUUGGAGGGAAUUGGAAGUGUAAUGGGACAAAAGAAUCUAUCACUAAGCUUGUUUCUGACUUGAAUGAUGCAAAGUUGGAGGCUGAUGUUGAUGUUGUUGUCGCACCUCCUUUUGUUUAUAUCGAUCAGGUGAAGUCUUCAUUAACAGAUAGAAUUGAGAUAUCUGGUCAAAACUCUUGGGUUAGCAAAGGAGGGGCCUUCACAGGAGAAAUCAGUGUGGAACAACUGAAAGAUAUUGGCUGCAAGUGGGUUAUUCUUGGGCAUUCUGAGCGCAGGCAUAUAAUUGGUGAAAAAGAUGAGUUUAUAGGAAAAAAGGCUGCUUAUGCCUUGAGCGAGGGCCUCGGGGUGAUAGCUUGUAUCGGUGAACUGUUAGAAGAAAGAGAGGCAGGAAAAACCUUUGAUGUUUGUUUUCAGCAAUUGAAGGCCUAUGCAGAUGCUGUACCCAGUUGGGAUAAAAUAGUUAUUGCAUAUGAGCCUGUAUGGGCUAUUGGGACUGGUAAAGUGGCCACACCACAGCAAGCUCAGGAAGUUCAUGUGGCUCUUCGUGAUUGGCUUAAGAAGAAUGUCUCGGAAGCAGUUGCAUCAAAAACACGGAUCAUCUAUGGAGGAUCUGUAAAUGGAGGUAAUUGUGCUGAACUUGCAAAGCAAGAAGAUAUUGAUGGUUUUCUUGUUGGAGGUGCAUCCUUAAAGGGCCCUGAAUUUGCAACCAUUGUCAAUUCUGUAACAUCCAAGAAAGUUGCUGCUUGAUUAUGUAGAUUGGUCUUGGUUAUACGGGCAAAUAAGGGGCAAAAAGAGGAUUCUUCAGUUUGAAGCUUACCAUGAGCUAGUCUAAUUGAAUGGAGUUUUGAUUAUUUAUCCAUUUCUUUUUUCGUUUUUCCUUCCUAGAAAGAAAAUGGUUCUUCGCUUGUCCUUGUUUUAAAAAUAAUUACAGUAAGAAUGUAUCAGAUUAAAAAGAAUUAAUGUAACAAUGUAUCAUGUUGAUGUGCCAUAAUCUCAAUGAAGCCCCGUCUUUUUAUCA